Messenger RNA from Owenia fusiformis, 1738 nucleotides. The record is from the annotation of a GenBank genome assembly. Lineage: Eukaryota; Metazoa; Annelida; Polychaeta; Sabellida; Oweniidae.
UAUUACGUAGCAAAUGAAACAAUUUGGUGAGAACUGCAACGUCUUUGUAAUGUUUCCUGCACUUACAAAUAUUUUACACAUUUAAAAAACGUUACGACAACGUUAAAUUUUACCGUUUAUAUUACGUUGCAAAUGAACCAAACUGGUAAAAAUUCAACGUCAUUGUUACGUUUUUCACACCAGCACAAAUUUCGAACUUUACUAACACAUUACUACAACGUCAUUUUUUAACCAUCCACCGACGUUUUGCUGAAUGUCACAAUUUUACGUUGCUUUGACGUUUAUAUAACGGAAAUAUACAACGUCUUCAGUGAACUUAUAUACCACAUAUGAGUGACGUUACAUGGACGUCACUGUUUGCUGGGGUGUUUAUAAUGAAACAUGCAAUCGUUUAUCUACGAUUAUAUCCAACGAAGCCAAAGCGUCUAAAGAAAGAGCGAUACAAAAUAGUUUAGCAGACAGUGGGGCGUCUGGGAUAACCAUGGAAACCGAUGCGUGUUUUUCUGCAUUCCGCAAUGCCAAGAGGAGUAUAACAUUUGGCCUUUGCAACGAAACGCAUACUGUAUUGGCAGAUAAGGUGAAAUCAACAAAUCACGAUGACAGUUCUGUCCAACGACAUGAAACGAUUGCAACAAAGGAAAUUCUAAAUGAUUUCAAACAGGAAGGAAUUAAAGUUCGUUGCAUCGUGCACGAUUCUAACAAUAGCGUGAGCAAGGUAGUAAAAGACGAUUUUCCAGAAGUAAAGGAACAAAAAGACGUUUGGCAUGUGAUUAAAAAUGUUAUGUCAUCUUUCAAAAAAAUUUCGAAAGGGACAAAGAAAACUGAAAAUAUAUGUUGGCAUGGUCAGCUAUUUGAUAAAUAUGAUGGAAUUAAAAACCACAUAUGGUACUCCAUCAUGCACUCAGGAAAUGAUGAGACUCUACUACGAGGCAGUCUAGAUGCGAUCGUGUCACAUUACCAAGGAUACCACGAAAGUUGCAGGCUUACGAGCCAUUGUGUAAGAAACCCAAGAUAUGCCCCAUCUCGUGUGCUCCUUACUGAUCCAAUUGCAAUUGACCUCUUAUCGAAAUUUGUCCAUGACACUUCAAUAUACAAAAAUCCGCAUCUCGUACUAGAAGGACUUAGCACAAGUUACGUUGAAGCGGCAAACAAUGCUUUGCGUUCUUUUCUGCCCAAAAGGCAUUCCUUUGGUGAUACGUCAUUUCAAGUCAGGGUUGAUUUAUUUAUUUUGCAUUGGAAUGAAAAUGUUAAUCGACCAUUCAAGAGAGCGGUUGUUCCUCAAAACGAGGGAACUCCAAGAGAAAACAGUGGGCGAAAAUAUCAAUCAAAGAAAACAUUUCAGUAUUUGGAAAAGAUUUGGAUUAGUUACCUGGAAGCAUAGAUAAAUUGUUUUUAUUCGUAAACAAACGUCCAGAGAAAAUAUAUAAAUAGGUUGAACAUAGAUAAAAAUGUUUUUUAUUAACUGUGAUAUAUAUGUUUGUUUGACUGGGUACUUUGUAUCUGGUUUAGAUUACAAAAAUACAAUAUUAUGUAUCCAGAAAUACAUUCAAAAAUUGUAUGUAGUGUUAUAUGUUUCACAGGCACAAUAGCAGAGUCUUAUGUUUAUUUUUGGUAAUACAACUUCAAUAUUUUAUUCACAAUAUGAACAAAACCUUUUCUGAAUUGAAUAGAAUUGUCAAUGUUUAUUUAUAUUGUAUAUGCAUCCCCAGUUCUUCACUGCCAUUUGUGACCUUGAUAU